CUUUAUUGGUUUGACCCUCCACGCAUAAGUAUGGAUUUUAUCAUUCACCAGCACAGCGAUCUACCGCAGUAUUUAGCCAAGUCGCCCCUUGAUGCCUACGGCUGGCGGGUUCAAGUGUUUCCCAUGAUACCAGAUCCUUUGAAACAUGUUGAGGACAUGAGAAACUUACCACUGCGUGAUGAUGAUGUGGUCAUAGCAGCCUACCCAAAGUCAGGAACUCACUGGCUAUGGGAGGUAACUCAUAUGCUACUGCACAAAACGACAGUAUACGAACGACGAAUUAAAGAAUGCCUAAUGCUAGAAGCAACUCCAGAUCUUGACAUUUUCAAGGAAGAACCGUCUCCGAGAAUAUUUAACACUCAUGUUGUCAUGGACCAUUACCCACAAGAGAUAUUGACAAAAAAAAACUAAAAUUUGAUGAUCGAGUUGUGAACUAUAUUGGUUUGACCCUCUACGCAUAAGUAUGGAUUUUAUCAUUCACCAGCACAGCGAUCUACCGCAGUAUUUAGCCAAGUCGCCCCUUGAUGCCUACGGCUGGCGGGUUCAAGUGUUUCCCAUGAUACCAGAUCCUUUGAAACAUGUUGAGGACAUGAGAAACUUACCACUGCGUGAUGAUGAUGUGGUCAUAGCAGCCUACCCAAAGUCAGGAACUCACUGGCUAUGGGAGGUAACUCAUAUGCUACUGCACAAAACGACAGUAUACGAACGACGAAUUAAAGAAUUCCUAAUGCUAGAAGCAACUCCAGAUCUUGACAUUUUCAAGGAAGAACCGUCUCCGAGAAUAUUUAACACUCAUGUUGUCAUGGACCAUUACCCACAAGAGAUAUUGACAAAGAAAACUAAAAUCAUCCACGUCAUCAGAAAUCCUAAAGAUGUCUGGGUCUCCUUUUAUUACCAAAACAAAGGCCUCGAUCCAAACCUCACUCUUCAAAGCUUACUGGACGCAGUCGUAAAUGACCAACUGGUGUAUACCUCUCAAUUUGACUAUCUACGACAGAUGUCACAAUUUCAACAGGAACACCCUGACCACCCAGUACUACACAUCUACUACGAAGAAAUGAACAGGAAUCCGAAGCAGACCAUUCAACAACUGGCUACAUUUCUGGGCGUGGAAGACAAUGAAGAAUUCCUAGAAAAAGUCCAAGAGGCUUGUAAGUUUGACAAGAUGAAGAAAGUUGAAGAGGAUAACAAGAAGGAACUACCAGAGGCGCUGGCUAAAGUUGCUAAAGAAGUGAAUAUGAAGAUGGUGAUGUUUCGAAAAGGUAUAAUAGGGGACUGGAAGAAUGAACUGACCAAAGAACAAAUUGACCAACUGGAUACUUAUAUAGCCAAGGAGAUGGAAAAAGGCCUUGAAUUUAAGUUUAUUUAUGAAUAGCGACAACUUAUUAAUGCCUGACUACUUUAUGUGUAAAAAUAAUUCAACAAUGUAAACAGGCUUUAAGCCAUUAAAAAACAUUCUUAAUAUUUUUUAAUUAUUUUUUUUUUCUCAAUGCAAAGAUAUUUGCACUUAUUUUUUUGGGAAAUAAUUCAAUUUUAUCAUAAACAUAUAUUAUUUCUCUACAUUACACUUUAUUUUUAAACAAAGAAUUUUUAAAAAAUGUUAAUGUUAAUAGAAAAGUUCAGAAAAAUUAAUGGACAGUUUGGUACAAGUGUCAAAACUUUAAAAAAAGAAACUACAUAGAAACCCAGCAUGGUGUGAGGGUUGUCAUAUUUUUCUGAAAAUAAAAUACGCUAUAGGACUCUUCAGUUACACCACCAAAAUAAUAUAUUUAUUUCUCGUUAUGUAAGUAUUGGUGGCUUAACUCUUUUUCACAUCCAUUACUUUCCACAUUUUGAUUUCUUCUUCUUCUAGACAGCUUUUUGCUGUUGAGCUGUGAGCUCUUUUGCAACCUGUGCCUAGGAAAAAUAGUGUGCUGUUCUCUUCAGUUGUUAGGCACUGUUGUACAGGGUGCUGAUGUGUUGGGCUCUAGUGGUAUUAGGGUCUGCCUAAGGUGGCUUAGGAAGGGGCAUUUAAAAAGGAUAUGGUAACUUUUCUCCCCAUUUCGAUACUAUUAUUCAUUUUGCUCAUUUGUAUUUCAUUAUUCUGUUAUGAUUAAAAUUCAAUAAAACCUU
Messenger RNA from Biomphalaria glabrata, 2112 nucleotides. Its product is annotated as sulfotransferase 1A1-like. The transcript is spliced from 8 exons. Bases 464 to 1375 code for a protein of 303 amino acids. NCBI's taxonomy places the organism in Eukaryota, Metazoa, Mollusca, Gastropoda, Planorbidae. Gene Ontology annotation, cellular component: cytoplasm. Gene Ontology annotation, molecular function: sulfotransferase activity. The record is from RefSeq and is a predicted model, not a curated record. Gene Ontology annotation, biological process: sulfation.